Messenger RNA from Perca fluviatilis (European perch), 3329 nucleotides. RefSeq lists its product as uncharacterized. The coding region runs from base 153 to 3224 and encodes 1023 amino acids. NCBI's taxonomy places the organism in Eukaryota, Metazoa, Chordata, Actinopteri, Perciformes, Percidae. The transcript is spliced from 19 exons. The record is from RefSeq and is a predicted model, not a curated record.
UAAAAGGUGGUGUGUAGCAGACAGCAGCACAUAGUGCCAGUUUUGCCAGGAUAUACAAGCAAGCUAGUGGUUCAGUUUAGCUUGUGUUAGUUAGCAGGUGUAGUUUUCUAGCAGCUAGGCUAGCUUUAGACACUGCCAACACAUCAGUGGCUAUGGCUUUUGGCUUUUUCCUUAGUGUGACCUUUCUCCUGUCUGUGUGGACAACUGCAAAAUGUGAUCAUAUUCCCAAUGAAGGUCUUCAUAUGGAGUGUCGUGAUCGUUACUUCAUGAUAGCCGUUGAGCUCUUCAAUGAGAAUGAACUUUCCUUUGAGGCUGUUGAUGAGACCGGUGUGUACCCCAUCACUGAGCAGUAUGCAGCCAAGUGUGGCUACAGUUUCAAUGUUUUCCCUCCAUUGGAACAUGUGGAACUCCGAGCCUCUUACUUCAGCUGCCACACGGACAACAAGGAGGAUGAAGUGUUCACAUUCAACUUCAACCUGAUUAUGACACACAAAGGAAAGGAAAUCGCCUAUACUUUGAACAAGACCUGUUCUCCCUCUCUCCCCUGGUCUCCCAGAGAGGUUACCUGUGAGGUCAACUACAUGGAAGUGUCUGUGAGGAGUGAUGUGGCCUGUCCAACUGGGACAAAGAAGGAUGACUGGGAUGCUGUUGUCAAAACGGCCUAUGCCUCAGCCACUUCAGAUUGGCAGGUGAUAUUUCAGAGGGUGCAGCAGGAGCUGAUGCCCAUUAGCCUUAAAACAGCUAAGAAGCAUGGAUAUGCAUUUGACUUGACGGCUGGAAGGCUUGUAUUUCGUGCUCCGUAUGGACAACCGGACUCCUUCAGCACGGAGGUGAAUGGUGUUCCAGUAGAGGUGGUCCAUGCAACACUAUUCUCCAGACAAAGCUGGGUUUUAAUCAUGGUUGACCUGGUGGCUGCUUGCUCCACGCAUAAAGGAUCAUAUGACAACAGCGGCUACAUUAUGUGGGAGACUCCUGAGGUUCCGCAUCCGUUGGUGUCUUUUCUACACAGGAUGCAGGUCAACAUUGGUGUCAAUGGUGAACUUGUGGAGCAGUUGGUUGCAGAGGAGAGAGGCUACAUUGUGAAGCAGCGCAAAUCCACAGUUGAGAUCAGCAUCCCCUAUAAUGCUGAAGGAGGAUACAGGAAGAGCAUUGUGUCUGGGAACCUCUAUGAGUUCUACAUCUUUCAUCUCUACUUGGAGCAAAUCUCAGUGGAUGAGGGUCAUAUUGACAGCAGACUUCGCAUUCACAGGACACUGGCCACUCCCCUGCUGCCAUGCUCAGUUUCUACUGAAGACAGAACAAUUCCUGAGGAGCGCACAUUCACGGUCUACCUCGGCAAUGUCCCUGAAGAUGUCGAGUUGGCUGCGGUUCAUUUGAAUGGACAGGAAUUUAUAGUUCAGUUUACAAAUGAAAGCAUCCACAACAUCACAAAAGUUGUUUCUCCCAACCACACUCAUGGCUACACUCUGAAAGUGCCUUUUGAUGACCCGGUUGUCAUGCAGCAGUUAAUCAAAGAUGCAACCAUGCAGCACAGGCUGGACAUUACCUACACACUGACCGUUCUGCCUGAAAAUGAGCCUUUUUACCAACUAGCGUCAGUGAUGGCAUUAACUGAUGCCUCUCCUCCAGCCUUUGAUGCUGUCUGUUCGGAGUCUGGCAUCAGCUUUAAACUGGACCACCGACCUAUUGACUACCUGUGGGAGAUCUAUAUUGGCUCAGAGCUGCUGACAUCAGAGCUGGCAGCUAAGCACGGCUACAUCAUGAGCAACAACAGCCAGACACUGCUGCUCGAGGUGCCGCUCUUCACUCAUGGCUAUGAGUACAAGGACAUUACUUUGAAGGGCUUCUUCGGCACUUUUGAGCUCCUCAUGCGGGAUCAUGAAACAUUAGAGGGCCAAAAUUCAACUGUGAAGACUUGUCGGUUCUCUGCUACUGAACUCAUUGUGUGUUCAGCUGAUGGUAAUAUAACUGUGGUGGCUGACUUGCCUUCGGUCAUCACAAGUGAAGGAGUUCCCGCUGGAACCAACCUGGUAGACCCAAACUGUGGACCCAACGAGAUGGACAGCUCCAGGGCUCUCUUCUCUUUUCCAGUCAACAGCUGUGGAUCCACAGUCAAGCUUGGCAAGGAGUAUGUGAUGUAUGAAAAUGAGAUUUUCUUCAGCAAGAAGUUGCAUGCUCCUGCUAACUUCAGCAAUGACUUUGACAGGGUGACAAUGCAGUGUACAUAUUCUCUGGCUGGACUGUUGCGUCUCUUCUCAGUAUUCAGGUUUGAGUCUGAUGCAGCUGGUGUCGGCCGUAUUGUGCAUUCUGCACACUCCACUGAAGGUCUACUGAGUCCCACCAUCAAGCCCACUACAGUGCUUCAAACACCAUUGUCCACUCAAAGACGUGUUUCAAUUCAACCUGCUUACCGGCCUUCUGCUCAGUACAUCAAAGUAUCUGGCUUUCCACACAAUGUCUCAAACAACGUAUCUGGCUUUCCAGAGACCAUAUCCAGCUCUCCAAACACUGUCUCAAAGAACAUAUCCAGCUUUCCAAACAAUGUCCCAAAGAACAUAUCCAGCUUUCCAGAGACCGUAUCCAGCUCUCCAAACUAUGUCCCAAAGAACGUGUCCAGCUUUCCAAACGAUGUCCCAAAGAACGUGUCCAGCUUUCCAAACGAUGUCCCAAAGAACGUGUCCAGCUUUCCAAACGAUGUCCCAAAGAACGUGUCCAGCUUUCCAAACGAUGUCCCAAAGAACGUGUCCAGCUUUCCAAACGAUGUCCCAAAGAACGUGUCCAGCUUUCCAAACGAUGUCCCAAAGAACGUGUCCAGCUUUCCAAACGAUGUCCCAAAGAACGUGUCCAGCUUUCCAAACGAUGUCCCAAAGAACGUGUCCAGCUUUCCAAACGAUGUCCCAAAGAACGUGUCCAGCUUUCCAAACGAUGUCUCAAAGAACGUGUCCAGCUUUCCAAACGAUGUCUCAAAGAACGUAUCCAGCUUUCCAGAGAACGUAUCCAUUAAGACUACUAUAGUGCUUCAAAUGCAACGUGCUUACCAGCCUUCUGCUCAGUACAGCGAAGUCGCCUGCUUUCCAAACGAUGUCUCAAAGAAAGUAUCCAGCUUUCUAAAUGAUGUAUCAAAAAAGAUAAUAGAUGUUGUAAAUGAUGUCUCAAAGAAAGUAGCUGGCUUUCUGAACGAUGUCUUGACGACCACAUCUGGCUUUCUAAAUGUUUCACAGUAAGGAGCCAGAGGGUCAUCCGAAGCUAAAGUGACUCCAUAAUUUGGAUUGUGAUUGCAUGGCUUUUAAAUGUAAAGCUCAAUAAAUUGUGUCUUUAAAUGCUCUGGA